Molecule: messenger RNA, 861 nt
Organism: Paraphaeosphaeria sporulosa
Lineage: Eukaryota; Fungi; Ascomycota; Dothideomycetes; Pleosporales; Didymosphaeriaceae
Exons: 2
Coding region: 94-627 (177 amino acids)
Source: RefSeq, a predicted model, not a curated record
CACAUCAUCACGACGACAUAUCGAGUCUCUCUCCAAACCCUCAUCGAAUUUCAGGCCCAGAAGAGCUCUAGCAUACCCGCUCCCAAAUCUAUGAUGUCGGAAAAAUGCGCACUUGAUGAAGAGGCAAAGAUCGGUGAUGUCAGCGUCGCGAAAGAACACAAAACAUGCAACACCAACGAGGAUGAAGCACCACGUCCUACUCGAAUCAUCGGCGGUUGGGGUCUGGCUUGGGGAUGGCUGCUAUCGUGGUGCAUCGCCAUCAACUUCCUGCAUCUAGGUGUAGAGACCCCGAGCAACAUCGUUCCUGCUGUCCGCCGAAGUAAUCCUCCAACUCCCGUGAUCGACAACACCUAUUUUAUUGUUUUCUGUCUCGUCAUGAACUCCUGCAACGGCGUUGAUGAGCUUGUUCGGCACAUCAGGAAAGACCGGGACAUCGCGCCAACCCUCCUUCUCUGCGCUUUGAGUGCGGCUUGUUUUUCGUCUGCGGCUGGUGCGACGGCGCUUGAAGUGCUGAUGGUUUUUAUUCCGAUAGGGAUUAAUGCAGGUUUCACUGCACUUUACUUUAUACACCGUCCGAAAGUUUAUGGACCACACAAGACAUUAGAUAAGAUAUCGGACAUGGUAUAGGGUUAGUUAGCUCUGGUCGUCUGGGAAUGGAGGUCUCAAGUGCUGGGAAGCGCGACGCAACCUACGGGAAUGAUUUCUAUGUCGUGACGAGCGGACUCUGGGAAUUUAAGGGAAUUUGAUAUCUCCCGUAUUGUCAAAUCUUUUCUUUCUCCUCUUGUCAGACUUCUUUGCCUGUCUCUCUGAAACAAUGGGCUGGUCUUCACCGUCUUAGUCGGUCACAGAAUUAAACCUGUC